Verticillium nonalfalfae is the source of this 1809-nucleotide messenger RNA. RefSeq lists its product as uncharacterized. The transcript is spliced from 10 exons. Bases 1 to 1809 code for a protein of 602 amino acids. Lineage: Eukaryota; Fungi; Ascomycota; Sordariomycetes; Glomerellales; Plectosphaerellaceae. The record is from RefSeq and is a predicted model, not a curated record.
AUGGGCCGUGGCCUGCGGCUUAUGGAACAGAACGGCCACGGCUUCAGGCUAUUUCUGGACAUGCAGAUCAAGCUGGUCGAUCCUCAAGGCUUAGAUUUUACGCGUAUCAAAAUCCCAAAGGAGCCUCAACACUCAAACCUGGCUGCUGAUGGUUUUACUCUGUGCAGUGGCGUCAUAUGUCUUGGUGAAGCAAGAGGAAACAACCAGACCAUUCUUAAAACCAUGGUUUUCUCUCGCAAUAAGUUAAGAGCUUUCGUCUCACUCACUCUACUCUCUGCGGCUAAAGCGAGCCCGACUUGUAACUCCAAAAUUCAAUGGGGUGACUGCGGCGAGGACAUCACGAACAUCACCGAAGCACUUGGCGGCCUACCUGUGCAAUGUGGAACUUUGCAGGUGCCCCUCGACUAUAGGUUUCCAAACUCGACCGAAAAGCUUUCGUUAGAACUGGCCCGAGUGCCAGCCGUCACUCAGCCCUCGAAGGGCAGCAUCCAGCUUAAUUUUGGAGGACCCGGCAUCCCAGGCCGACGAACCCUGGCUCAAGCGGCUUCGAUAUACAUGAACUUCACUGGCGGCCAGUAUGACCUCGUCGCGUUCGACCCCAGAGCCACCGGCGGCACAGUAUUUUCCUGCUUCACCGACCCAUUGGCUAAAGCGCAGCACACCUUCAAUGCCGGGGUCGCAAGCACCGCGUCGGAUGUAGCUGAAGGACAGCUCUGGGCUGCGGGCACGGUAUACUCCAACGCUUGUCUUGAGACGCAGGCCAAGAACUCAAGCCUUGUCAAUACCCCUUUUUACGCACGAGAUUUGAUCAGCGUCGUCGACGCGCUCGGCGAAGAUGGCAUGCUGCGCUUCUGGGGUCUGUCUUACGGCACCAUUGUUGCUGCGACAGUCUCAGCCAUGUUUCCGGAGAGGAUUGAUAAAUUGGUGUUUGAUGGCGUGCAGAACCCUCACGAGUACUACUAUGCCCUUGGUGAUUUCGAAGAAUGGACGAACACGGACGAAGUCUUCUCUGCCAUCUUCUCCACCUGCCUCGACUUCCCCGAGAACUGUGCCCUCUCCAAGUACAACAGCUCUGGUGCCGAGCUCGAAAAGAAGUUUUGGGAUUUCCUCGAGACAAUCAAAUACGACCCUCUCGUUCUGGGACCCGCCACGAUCGAUUACUCGACCCUCAAGUUUAUCACUGCCCUCAACCUCUACGACGCAUCAAGCUGGCCAACUUACACAGCGUUCCUCGAUCUCCUCAUGACGCGAUCCAACGAUACACUGGCCUUGCAGACCAUGACGAAAAACGGAUGGCUUACCACCAAAGCCGAAGGCGACGAGGCGAUCUUUCAGAUCCGCUGCGGUGACAGGGUGGCACGAGCUGCCAGUCUCGAAGAGUUCAAGCCUGCGAUUGACAGGCUUACCAACACGAGCCGUGUCUACGGAGAUCUGGUCGUAACUCUCAAUGCUGCUUGCGCGCAGUGGCAGGUCGGCGCCGCCGAAAGACUCGAUUCCGACUUUCACGUCAAGACGAAGAACCCGGUCUUGUUCGUCGGCAAUACCUGGGACGGACACACGCCGCUCGUGUCAGCAAAGAACGUGAGCUCAACGUUCGACGGGAGCGGUCUCUUGGAGAUUCGCGGCUAUGGUCACGGUUCGCAUGUCCUGCCUUCUUCGUGCUCGCUCAAGGCGAUUUCUGCUUACUGGAACGACGGUGUCCUGCCGGAGCCUGGGACGGUAUGCCCGGUGGAAGGGGUGCCUUAUUCAGGAAUCACGUGGGCGGAUGUGUUUGCCGAGGUCGCGAGCAACAAAACAGCCGCCACGUAG